Messenger RNA from Ostrea edulis (European flat oyster), 2733 nucleotides. RefSeq lists its product as uncharacterized. NCBI's taxonomy places the organism in Eukaryota, Metazoa, Mollusca, Bivalvia, Ostreida, Ostreidae. The transcript has 5 exons. The coding region runs from base 1929 to 2396 and encodes 155 amino acids. The record is from RefSeq and is a predicted model, not a curated record.
UUUUUUUUCUAUAUUUGUUGAUAGCAAAUUCUUUAAAGGUUAUGAUACUCGCCGAAGACACUAACAACAUUUAAAAAUACUCUUAACAAGUCGUCCCCAUGCCCAUGUUCCUUUACCUGCUAUUUCAUAUCCGUGAACGAUUAUAUCAGGACGGGGGAGUUUAAUUGUAUUUAAUUUGUGAUGGUAUAAACUACAGCGAUUAUUUUAAGGAUCAAGUCUUAUCAGCCUUCAACACUAUAUCGGAGAAGCUAAAACAAGGCACCAUGAAGCUUGUCGAACUAGCUUGUGCUUUAAUGAAUUACACAGAGGAAUCGAAAGUAAUUUCGUUACAGCUUUCUGGGUCUAAUAUAGGACUUUAUAUGUAUCAAUUGUUCCAUUUGACAGAUGAAAGAAGGGAUGGGGUUACCAUGAAAAAAUGUAAGGCUAUUUACGACCGACCCAGAAAAACUUUACCCAACUGAAAAAAAAUUGGUAAUUGUCUCUUCUUCUUUUCUUUAGAAAACUGAAACUUUUUUCUGAUUUUUUCUAUAUGUAGUGUGCUAGUCAUUUUUUUUUUUUUAUUUUUUUUUGUGCGCUUUUCCAAGAUACUUUCGUUUUUAUCCAAAAAAAAAUUCUUUUCUUCUAACCUGUCCAGAAGUAUACCUGCCUAUAGUAAAAAUGGAGGGAAAUAGCAAAGAACAUACAAUGUAUUUGUGCAAGCAGGAGAUCUACAAAAUAUAUUUUAAUUUAAACUUGAUGUGUGGAGUGUCAGAAAGACCUCAUCCUUAAACUUAUGGAAUUAUAAUUGAAAUUUGCUGUUUGAUGUACGUGAUUUUUUAUAUGAUUUUGUAAUGUGAAUUAUAUCCGUGAUAGCGGUGAUAAAAUAAAUUGAUGUUUGUUGAUUUUUGUUUAGUUAUCAGUUAAAUCUUUAACACGUUUUUGUAAGUGCACGAGUACCGGAAUCUGUACAGGUAGAUGUCAUCUCCUUGACAACAACUUCCCUUGCUUGCAGGACACAUCGAGUGUAAAAAGGUCUUUUAAAUAUUUAAAUUGACUCAUUAAGGAUUAUUGAUUAUCAUUAAUUGUAUAUCAUACUUGAAUUAAGCAAUGAAAUUUCAUUUGUUUAAACAUUGUAUGAUUAGUAACAAUGUUUUGAAGGAUGAGAUCGAAGGUGUUAAAUUAAUUAAUUAGUCAGGCAUUAAUCACGAGAGUUUUCCUACCUGUAACUACCGUAUAAAUCCUGUUGUGGAUUAUGCACCUGAUAUGCUAAAUCCAACAGAAGGGGUUUAAUCUUGAGCCUAAAGUUGAGUGCUGUCAUAAGUUUUGUUUAAAUUUUGUUGAAUGACCCAAUAGAUUCCGGCGUUGUGAAAGUAAUAUCGGGUUUAAUUUAGCUGUAUUGUAAUCAAUAAACCCAUUCUUUUCCCUCCGCGUACGUGGACAGCCUAUUGUAUGCCGAUUGUUCUCUAUGUCGACAUGCAUUUCAGCUAACUGGACGCAUGUUUGGAGGUUUACGAAUAGCACUAAGGCGUAAACAAUAAAUGAGAAUUUAAAUCCCGUCAAUAGAUAUUUAUAAAACGUCGUACAGAAACAAGUUAAAGCGUGAAGAAAAGUUGUAAUAACUUGAUACCCUCAAUGACAACGCAGAACGACCCCGGAGCAGUGCUGCCAACAAGUGGUUUGUGAUACAAACAAUGGUAUUUAGAAGUUAAUCUUGGUCCUUUUAUCUUUCGACCACUCGUGAAACGAUUCCGACCGGUGAUAUUUCCCCGGUGGAUUUUUAUCUAUCAGAAUUUUUAGUACUCGUUUCGAGGGAGGAUAUUUUACAGCCAUCAAAACAGACUGGUGAAACAUCAGCUGAUGCCACCGUUGACGAAAACUUUACCGGUUUUGAAUUUAUAUUAACUGUUGGACUUGUGAAAUGAUGAACUUGGAGUGAGCAUCAAUAGGAUAUGACGGACACAAAUGAUCAGUCGUUCAUCAGGGUCAAAUAUGGGGAUAACCAAGAGGCCAUAUUUAAUCCCUGGUGUUCCAGCUACACCUUGAUGGAGUGGAUUAGAAAAAAAUGCAAUUGUGAAAAUGACAUACUAAUAGACUUGGUGGACAUGGACGGCCAGGUAAAGAAUUUGUCAGCAAGAACCAAAGAAUACGCAAGUGAAGUUGUCAACCCCAGGGAAACUUAUGUACUGAUUCGUGUGGAGAUUUUCUUUCCAGAGAUUGGGGAUGGAAAGUACAACUAUACCUCUCUUUUGAAUAAUCUGGGGGAUGUCAACCCAGACUUGUUUGGAAAAUUAAGCGUCAUGUCUCGACCACAGACAAGAGUGAAAGGAAAGAAGAACAACAAACCCCUAAAAACCCCGAAAGGUAGUCGUAAUGAGUCCGCCACCAAAAGACCAAAGAGCAGCGAGAAGAAAAAAUAGGUUUCACAGGGAAGCUCCCCAAACAGGGACCAGUCAAAGAAGUGCAGGGCUUUUCCAUGUUGAAAUUUCAUAUUGAUCAUUUUGUUUUCAAAUAUGGACAUAUUUUCAUAUUUGUAUAAAAACACAUACUGGAGAAUUCCAAAGCUGUCAAUACUUAUAGAAUGGCAUGGUUUUGAUAUGGAUUUACAGAACUUCAUAAUAUCGCUUGAUAGGGUAAUGUUUUCUGAAUUGCCAAUAUGUAAUUCUUUUUUUUUUUAUUUAUUUAUUUUUUUUUUUUUACAAAAUAUAUGUUAGAUGUAUUUUUAUGCGUUAUAGAAAUUAAAUAAGAGGAAAUUCA